GAGAGAGAGAGGGAGGGAGGGAGGGAGGAGCGGCCUCGGGGACGAUGCGGGAGCCCGGGCCCGAGUCGCUGCUGCGGUUCCUGGGCCGCCGGGCCCUGAGCGGGGACCGCUUCCUCAAGGAGUCUUUCCAGCGGCAGCGCCUGUCCGCCUGCAGGAACCUCUUCAAGAAGGACCUGCUCGGCCACUUCGGCUGCGUCAACGCCAUCGAGUUCAGCGGCGGAGCCGGGGAGCUGCUGGUGUCGGGUGGAGAUGACCGUCGUGUCUUGUUAUGGCAUGUUGAUAAGGCUAUUCAUUCAAAAGCUAAACCUACCCAACUGAAAGGCGAACAUCUAUCCAACAUCUUCUGUUUAGCAUUUGACAGCACAAAUACCCAUCUCUUUUCUGGAGGAAAUGAUGAGCAAGUGAUUGUUCAUGAUGUUGAAAGCACUGAAAUAGUGAGUGUUUUCCCCCAUGAUGAUGCUGUGUACGGCCUGUCUGUGAGUCCUGUGAAUGACAAUGUGUUUGCCAGUUCCUCAGAUGAUGGCAGAGUUCUUAUCUGGGAUAUACGGGACUCGCAUGGAGAACCGUUUUGUUUGGCAAAUUACCCAUCAGCCUUUCACAGUGUGAUGUUUAACCCUGUGGAGCCUAGACUCUUGGCUACUGCAAAUUCCAAAGAAGGAGUGGGCCUGUGGGAUAUCCGCAAGCCUCGAAGCUCCUUGCUCCGUUAUGGAGGAAAACUUCCCAUGCAGAGUGCCAUGAGUGUCCGCUUCAAUAGUAGUGGGACCCAGCUGUUGGCACUGCGGCGUCGCCUGCCUCCAGUAUUAUAUGACAUUCACUCGCCACAGUCUGUGUUUGAGUUUGAUAACCAAGGAUAUUUCAAUUCCUGCACAAUGAAGAGCUGUUGCUUUGCAGGAGACCGUGAUCAAUUUGUUCUGUCUGGCUCCGAUGACUUUAAUCUGUACAUGUGGCGCAUUCCUUCCAGUUUGGAGACAGGAGGUCCUGCCAGAAUUGUGAAUGGUGCAUUCAUGGUGCUGAAGGGUCAUCGCUCCAUCGUAAAUCAAGUGCGCUUCAACCCUCAUUCAUACAUGAUCUGUUCAUCAGGAGUGGAAAAGAUUAUCAAGGUUUGGAGUCCAUACCUACAACCAAAUUGUGCUGGAGACUUAGAAGGAGCAGUGGAAGAUGACACCCGCAAUCUUUAUACUCAUGAAGAGUACAUCAGCCUGGUCUUGAAUAGUGGGAGUGGUCUGUCGCAUGAUUAUGCUAACCAGUCAGUUCAGGAAGAUCCAAGAAUGAUGGCUUUCUUCGAUUCCCUUGUAAGGCGUGAGAUUGAGGGCUGGAGUUCUGACUCUGACAGUGACCUGAAUGAGAGUACAAUUCUUCAGCUUCAUGCAGGGGCUAGUGAACGAUCAGGAUACAGUGAUACUGAAUCUUCUGCUUCAUUACCACUGUCACCCCAGCAGGGUGACGAUUCAGAUGAGGCGACCUACACACUGGACCGACAGAAGCUGCCCAAUACUUCUGCAACUAGGGAAGACCUACAGUCUCGUCGACAGAGGUUGUCCGCCCUGAGGCGCUACCAGGAUGAGCGGCUUCGAACUCUUUCAAAUGACUCUGAUUCCUCAGAAAACAGCUAUCAACAAGUAAAUACUGACUCGGAUGCCGAUCCUGUGAAGAGGCCUCGAUCCCCAAGCCCAGAGGUGAAUGAUUCCAGUAGUUCCAGCAGUAAUGGUAGGCGCCGUGCAUCUAUGCGCCAAAGAAAUGCUGCAAGAGCCAAGCAAAAACUCCGUAGGGAAAAAAGGGGUACUUCACAAUUCAAAAAAGUAAAACAGUGUAGUGCUGAGGAUAGUGUCAACUAUUCUCAAGUACACGACGCUGACAAUUCAUCAGCUUCAUCUUCACCAGAAAGAAGCAGUACUGAAUUUGAUAAUAGUAGAGGAAGAAUAUCUCCUUACUCAGACAGUGAGUCUGAGGUCAGAAAGGUUUAUAAAGCCUACAGUAAAAUCCAAAAUACCUUCAAGUCACAAUUGAAAUCAAAAGGAGGCACCAUGACAUUUUUGCCUCUGGCAGAUGUGCCGGACACAAGUGAGAGAGGCAGUUCAUUAAAUACUUUAGCACAAGAAAGUGACACCGCCAGAAAAGGUGCAGUGGCAUCUCAUAGAUUUAGAGAGGAAAGAUGUUUCGAUGAACACAAUGGCGAAAGUAGCAGCUCAGCGGAGUAUGCACACACACAGGCAAAGAGCAAGCAUUCAGUCUUGCUUGGUCAUGACUGCAGUACUGUGACAUCCGUGAAGGAAGCGACUUCUGGAGAGCAGGGAUGUGCUGUUGAAGAUGCCCCCAGUGGCUGUGCUGAGCAUUGUUAUGAGGCCAAAAAGGUUAAUGGCAAAUCAGUCUGUGUAGGAAACAACAGUAACUUAGCUAACCAGUGUCAAUCAUUUGUCAGCCAGGCACAAGAGCUGUGUAGUCACACAGAGGUGUUGGAAUGUGUGAAUACACAAACUGUACAGCAGAUGGCCAGAGAAGAAUCUGGUCAGGAAUUUAUUAAAUCCACAUUAUCUCCAACAAUCCCAUUUGCAGAAUUACAUCUACCUGGAGCAAGAAGUAAUUCUGACCACAUUGAUAAAUCCAAAACCAGGACUUGUGACGUAGAUGAAAGGUGUUCAGAUACUUCCUGCAGUAAUGGCCUUUUUGAUAGGCAGUGUGCAGGCCACUGUGAACAGACUUGCUCAGAGCAGGGGGAUUCAGCAGUGGCCUCCAAGUCAGAAGCUGGUAGCUAUGUACAGGUAGCCUCAUUGCACCACAAGGAAGACUGUUCCCAAUCUGGGAUAAAUGAACAUUACGAAUGUGCUAAGAAAAUGAUAGCACUACAAAAAAUUUUUGAUUGUCGCCAAGGGACCCUGUCACCAGCAGAGACUGGCCAGCCUUCUGGAGGGUUAAAAAGGUUGCGAAAAGAGCUGGAUCCGGACUAUGCACCAACUGAGAAGAAACAGAAGACAUGAUAUGAUUUGCACUUGUCCUACACCAGUGCCUCAGAAUGUCACUGAUUAAAGCAUUUAAUUAGAACUCCACAAGACACUGGCCUGUAAAACAGUGAGAGCUUUUGUUAACAAUUAUGUAAAUAAGUCAAUUUAUUGAAGAAAUGCUAAUACAGAAAUUUGUAGAAUGUGUAUGAUAAUGGUAUAUAAAAUACAAAUUAUUUGGAGUGAUUCUAACUUCGGAUUCAGAUAUCCAAUUUGGCUCAGAGGGUUUGUACUUCUUCUGUUUAAGUAUUCAUUAUGCCAAGCAAGGGUUUAUGGUGCAUUUUGCCUCUCAAAUCGGACAAAUUAUUAUAAAGCUUCCCCUCAUAUCAACUUGGUAAAGGUGAGCAGAUUUAUAUAUGUUCCAAGUAUUCAAGCCCAUGGAAUAAUAAAAGAACAGAUGAAGACUUUUUGAAAUCUAACACUUUAUAGUUCUUGAGGGUUUUUUUUGGUCUUAUUUUAAAUUGCCGCCUUUGUAUGGUAGCUUUUUAUUCGUGCAAGGGGUAGACAGUUUGAUUCUUAAGGAAAAUGUUUAACAUGUUGGUUGUGUACGUGGAACACGGUGAUCUGUUGAUAAAGAAGAGAAUUUGACUUAAGCAGUGGUCAGGAAUAAAGUUUUGUGUUUUGUGUUUAAUUUCUUAAUGAGAAUUAUUUGAAGCACAACAUUUCUGCACAGUAGGUGCAUGGUCAGCUGUCACUUUCCUUAACAGAUGAGAGAAAUAAACAAGGUCAUUCUCAAUUC
This is a messenger RNA of Carcharodon carcharias (great white shark), 3735 nucleotides long. It is a transcript of the gene dcaf5, whose product is annotated as ddb1 and cul4 associated factor 5. Gene Ontology annotation, molecular function: protein binding. Gene Ontology annotation, cellular component: Cul4-RING E3 ubiquitin ligase complex; cytoplasm. Bases 45 to 2975 code for a protein of 976 amino acids. Gene Ontology annotation, biological process: negative regulation of fatty acid biosynthetic process. Lineage: Eukaryota; Metazoa; Chordata; Chondrichthyes; Lamniformes; Lamnidae. The transcript is spliced from 9 exons. The record is from RefSeq and is a predicted model, not a curated record.